Molecule: messenger RNA, 296 nt
Organism: Cylicocyclus nassatus
Lineage: Eukaryota; Metazoa; Nematoda; Chromadorea; Rhabditida; Strongylidae
Source: the annotation of a GenBank genome assembly
CUGUACUUCAGAUUCUAAAAAUUCCUGAUUUUUGGAUGGUUCAUCCCUGCAUUACCCGGUGCUCUCAGCUUGUGUUUGCUUGCUUGAGUGGAGGAUUACUACCGCUGAUCGAAGUAUUGCUACUGAUGUGCCGUGACUGCAGCCUUUACGACGGUACGGGUCGUCAGUUGCCUGGUCAUCGCACGGACGGGCGGGUAGCCACUCAGUCGCCGCUUCUAGUCGGCUCUUCAUUUGCACUGUGGCAAUCGAAAAUAGCGAUUUUUGUCGCUCGAGGGGACAGAAACCGAACAAACUGA